This is a messenger RNA of Akanthomyces muscarius, 1086 nucleotides long. RefSeq lists its product as uncharacterized. NCBI's taxonomy places the organism in Eukaryota, Fungi, Ascomycota, Sordariomycetes, Hypocreales, Cordycipitaceae. The record is from RefSeq and is a predicted model, not a curated record. The coding region runs from base 1 to 1086 and encodes 361 amino acids. The transcript is spliced from 7 exons.
AUGUCUUCAAAGGCAAAUGAAGAUCUGGCACGAUUGACCGAGCUCAGUCGAAGAUACCGCAUCGUGUUCAGUGCCGACCCAAGCCAGGUUCAGGUUCACAAGUGCCAUGAGAAGUCAAUCGAAGCCGUGUUCGAACUUGCAACAGCAAAGAGCCUAGCUCAGAUGCUGGUCGAAAAGGCAGAGCGCUGCCGACAGCGAAACGAGAGCUGUUGGAGGUUUGCGUGUGAGCCUCUUGUCUUUGCCAGACUGUCUGGCGAUGUUGUCUGUCGCAACUGUCGCAAGCGCGUAUGGCGAUCGGAAAUUGAAGUCUGUCGUACUAGUGGUAACUCAACAUCUGCUGAGAACCUUGCGAAGCGGCAGAAUGCUCGAGAGCCCUGUCGGUGCCCCCGUGUAGCACGGAGCCAUGAUUUGAAUGAGGCGGUCGGCCUCAAUCGCAUGUUCUGCCAUCGCGAAGAUGAGGAGGUGCACUUUGAAAAGGAUCUCGCAAAACAACUACGAAAAGAGUUGCAGAAGCCUGAUGCUAUAUACGGGCUCCGAAGAACAAGAAAUAUUGAAAACUUGCUGUACGACUCACGAAAAAGGAUGCUGGAUGAAGACGACGACCCUCGUCAGCUUCACGAGUUGCUGGAGCCAUCGCCGUCCGAUAAUGCCAUAAGUCCUACCGGAGACCCGCUCCUCUACCCAUUCUUGGUAAUUGAAGCCAAAUCUGGACAGGCUCAAAAGGACUGGCACUCUAUCAACAUGCAAACAGCGUUUCCGAUAAGAGCCUUUCUUCAAAUACAAGCUCGGCUCCAACACACCGCUGAUCCCCGCGGCAGUUUCGGGCCGUUGGUUUGGUUCUUCUCGUAUAAAGGUGAAGACUGGAGGCUUUCGAUGGCAUUUAUGCAAGAAACAACCACGGAAGAAAACCGAAUAGGAGAUGUCAUCUAUAAAGUGGUUGAUGUUUGGAGAGGCUCCAUCCUGACGCUCGAUGGUUCCCUCCAGCUUCUACUACAUGGACAGGUAACUGUCGACUGUCUGGCUCAAGAGACUCUCUCUUUUACGGAAAUUCUACCCGAACUGCGGGACGUUAGCGACAGAGACUGA